AUUAGUUGUUUGCUAAGGACACAUGGGUUACUAUCUAGCUCAUCAUCUCCCUUCUUUACUGAUUUUGCUUGGUUUCCUCCUCUAUAACUUCAUUAAUGGCGAUUCUAUAAACAUUGCUUGCUCUUCCUUUGACUGUGGUAAUGGCAUCACCUUUGGCUACCCCUUUUGGCACCAAAGCCAACAAUUUGAGCACUGUGGGUAUUCAGGCUUUAAUCUCUCCUGCAAUGACCAAAACCCAAUGCUCUUUUUACCUAAUCAAAAUCUUUAUCCCAUCAAAGACAUUAAUUACUCUAAGAAAUCACUCACUCUUGCCUACCCUGUAUCACUAACAGAAGCAAAAUGUCCAAAAAUAACACUAACCCAUGACAUAAUUUCAAUAAAUACAGCAUUUUUCCAUACCUCAGGCAACGAAAAUUUACAUUUCUUUUAUAACUGUAGCUUGUACCCACCUUCAGUUCCACAUAUAGGAUGCCUAGAAUAUGGUGCUAUGAGAUCAUAUGUCUUCAAGGAGGGAUUGAUCCCAGAAUUUGAUUGGCAUAGAUAUUGUGAGUCUGGUGUGACUGUGCCUGUGACUGAUAAGGCAGAAGAUGGAGAUUUGGUUAUGGAGUUUGGUCAAGCCUUGCGAAGUGGGUUCAGGUUGGAAUGGAAGCAACCAGAUCAAGCAUGUCAGACAUGCGAGGCUAGUGGUGGAUUUUGUAGUUAUAGCAACGGUGUGCCCAACUUCUUUUGCAUUUGCAGCAGUGGGAAGCAAAAGAUUGACUGCAAUGAUAAUGGUUCCUCUUCUUCUCAAAAGGGUUCUGUUUCAACCCGGCAAGAACCAAAUUACAUUGCCAUAGGUGCUCUGCUUUUCGGUGGUCUGGUUGUCGCUGCAACUGUGUUUUACUUGCUCCAGAAGAAGAAAGUUGGCUCCUAUAAACCAGUUUGAGAUUUUGAAUAGCAAGUCUAAAGGCCAUUUUUUCCUUUGUUACUGUUCAAAACAAAGUGCAAAAUUUCCUUGUUUUUAUAAGUAGUUUCGACUUAUCAAUUACUCCACAGAGAGAAUUAAAUCAAAAAUUAGUAAAAGAAUGUAUUAUACUGCAUAACCAGAGAAUGGAUCAAGAUGGUUGAUUGCUAUUGCCAA
Messenger RNA from Jatropha curcas, 1120 nucleotides. RefSeq names its product LEAF RUST 10 DISEASE-RESISTANCE LOCUS RECEPTOR-LIKE PROTEIN KINASE-like 1.2. The record is from RefSeq and is a predicted model, not a curated record. NCBI's taxonomy places the organism in Eukaryota, Viridiplantae, Streptophyta, Magnoliopsida, Malpighiales, Euphorbiaceae. Gene Ontology annotation, molecular function: polysaccharide binding.